Molecule: messenger RNA, 1455 nt
Organism: Cajanus cajan (pigeon pea)
Lineage: Eukaryota; Viridiplantae; Streptophyta; Magnoliopsida; Fabales; Fabaceae
Product: heavy metal-associated isoprenylated plant protein 7
Molecular function (GO): metal ion binding
Source: RefSeq, a predicted model, not a curated record
UAAAUAAGAAAGAGAGUGAAAGAAGAAAGGGGGAAAUAAUAGGAAAAAGCAGUAUCUCCCCGAAGCUUAUCUCAGCGGCAGACUCGACCCACAUCGAGUAGCCUCAACCCGAACAACAACACCAAUGAGGGAGGUGGAAAAGAAAUCGGAGGAACCCAAGGCAGAGGAGAAAGUACCAGAGGAAGCACAAAAGAACGAUGAAGAAGAAACAAAGCCAGCGGAGAAACCGGCGGAAGAGAUAAAAGCAGAAGAGUCCAAACCAGAAGAAGUUGCUCUUCCACCGCCACCACCGACCGAGAUCGUACUUAAAGUGUUCAUGCAUUGCGAAGGUUGCGCUCGCAAAGUUCGUCGCUGCCUCAAAGGAUUCCCAGGUGUUGAAAAGGUGGUAACCGAUUGCAAAUCUCACAUGGUGGUUGUCAAGGGAGAGAAAGCUGAUCCGCUUAAGGUUUUGGAGAGAAUACAGAAGAAGAGUCACAGGAAGGUUGAACUUCUCUCUCCGAUCCCCAAGCCUGAAGAAGAGAACAAGGUCCAAGAGGAGGAAAAGCCCAAGCCGGAGCCCAAGCCCGAAGUGAAGAAGGAAGAGUCUCCUAUUGUGACGGUUCUCAAAGUUCACAUGCAUUGCGAAGCUUGCGCUCAGGAAAUCAAGAGACGUAUACAGAGAAUGAACGGAGUGGAAUCAGCAGAAACCGAUCUGAAAAACUCGCAAGUGAGCGUGAAGGGUGUCUAUGAUCCAGCGAAGUUGGUGGAGUACGUGUACAAGAGAAGUGGGAAGCACGCUGUGAUCAUGAAGCAAGAAGAGGGUGAGAAGAAAGAGAAAGUGGAGGAACCGAAAGGGGAAGAGAAGAAAGAGGAAGAGAAGAAGAGUGAUGAAAGCAAAGAAAAGAAAGAGAAGAAAGAAGAAGGAGAAGAAACAAAGGGUGAAGGUGAAGGUGAAGGUGAAGGUGAAGGUGAAGGUGAAGGUGAAGGUGAAGGUGAAGGUGAAGGUAAAGCUAAAGCAGAGGAAGUAGUAGCAGCAGCAGCAACAGUAACAACAGAAACAGCAACACCUGAAGAGAACAACAACGCUGUGGCAGAAGUGAAAAUAAAUGAAUAUUUCUAUAACCCACAAAGGUAUGGCAUGGAGGUGUAUGCACCCCCUCCUGCUGCACAGUACCCAGCGUAUUACCAUGCGUACCCCCCUCAGAUCUUCAGUGAUGAGAACCCGAAUGCCUGCACCGUCAUGUAAAAAUUGGAAAUGUCAGGGGUGAUAUGGGAAUUAGGGAAAAUUGUGAAGUUAGUUUGGGUUGGUGAUAAAUAAUAAUACCCUUUCCUAAGUUACUUAUGCCCCCUGUACUGUUCCUGUUCAAAGUACAAGUCCUAUGCAUAAACCAUAAGCUACAGAAUUUUGUAAGACUUUCUGCAUCCUGUUUAAGUGGCAAAAAGAGAAAAUAAGAUCAAGUUAUGUAUUUUGUAAAA